AUGCGGAAUCACGGAUUAGGAUAUCAUCGUCUCCGUUGUCUAUUUCAGCGCCACCAGAGAAUAUACUGAAAUGGCCGAUGCUCCUACAAAAAGUGAGAGGAAAAGCUUAUGGCCGGGCAGGUUUCUGUUACCUGUAUUAGUACCCGUAACAGCGGCCCUGAUUCUUCUCUUCAAUCUGGAUCCCUUUGACCCGGCCCGUCUGCCCGCCAAGGUGUUGGACGGACGACCCAUAGCCCUCCCCAGGACCAACGCCCGCCUGCUCCGAGAAUCGGAGUUCAUUGGCAGGGGAUCGCUGCUGGCGCCCGAAGACAUCGCUUACGAUUCGGAGUCGGGAGUCAUCUACACCGGAUGUAUGGACGGGUGGAUCAAGCGAGUGACGGUGCGGGAACCGUCGGCGGAAUCGCUGGUGGAGAACUGGGUCGAAGUCGGGGGUCGUCCGCUCGGACUUGUUGUCGGAAAAAACAAAGAAGUUAUCGUGGCCCACCCCGAUCAGGGACUGCUGAACAUAAGCAGAGACGGCGGUGAAGUGGAGCUGUUGACGGACGAGGCGGAUGGAGUGAAGUUCAGACUAACGGACGGCGUGGAUGUGGCGGAGGACGGGAUCAUCUACUUCACGGACGCAUCCUACAAGUACAACUUCAGUGGGUUCCUGUUCGACGUGCUAGAGGGUAGGCCCCACGGUCGACUCCUCAGCUACGACCCGUCCACCCGGCUGACCAAGGUGCUGCUCCGCGACCUCUACUUCGGCAACGGCGUCGCGGUCUCACCGGAUCAAAACUCCGUAGUCUUCUGCGAAACUGUCGUGAGAAGGUGUAGAAAAUAUCACAUAAAAGGGGAGAGGAAAGGAUGGGUGGAUAGUUUUGUGGAGAAUAUUCCAGGUAUACCCGACAAUGUUAAAUACGACGGAGAAGGCCGCUACUGGAUUGCAUUGUCCAUGGAGUUUACACCUUACUGGUUCUGGGACGCGGUGUUCAGGUAUCCUGCCAUCAGAAAAGUGUUAGGGAUACUGGAGAGGUACCAUAAGAAACCACAUCUAGAGAAGAAUGGUGGGGUUCUGGCUGUUGAUUUGGAAGGAAAACCCACCGCCCGCUACUAUGAUCCUGCACUGUCGCUAAUCUCAAGUGGCAUCAAGAUUGGGAACCAUUUGUACUGCGGUUCAUUAGCCAACUCCUACCUUCUCAGCUUCAAUCUCACUCAAAAUCCUGCACUUGCCGCUUCAUGAAGAAGGCCUUGGGCUUCAUUAUCAAAUUGCUGUUUCUAUAUAUGCGGGGUUUCUUCUGUGAAAACCAUUCUGCUGUGCACUGUUUCAGCAAUGUUUGCUUCCUCCUUUUCUUCUUCUUUGUUGUAGUUCGAGAGAUGUUUUACUGCAAUAUUUCUUUGCAUGCUGAAUGUGACAAAUGGAUGACAGCA
Messenger RNA from Malania oleifera, 1410 nucleotides. RefSeq names its product protein STRICTOSIDINE SYNTHASE-LIKE 6-like. Gene Ontology annotation, biological process: biosynthetic process. Gene Ontology annotation, molecular function: strictosidine synthase activity. The coding region runs from base 71 to 1222 and encodes 383 amino acids. The record is from RefSeq and is a predicted model, not a curated record. NCBI's taxonomy places the organism in Eukaryota, Viridiplantae, Streptophyta, Magnoliopsida, Santalales, Ximeniaceae. The transcript is spliced from 4 exons.